GGUUUUUGUUGUUGUUGAGACUUGAGCGAGUCGAGAGAGAGAGAAGCGGAUCGUUAAUGGAGAACUGGCUUAGAAGAAGCUAUGGGAAGCUGUUUUCGCUAUCUCCGGGAUUAUGAUUACUCUCGUCAUCUAUGGUCUUCUCCAGGAAAAGAUUAUGAGAGUGCCAUAUGUGCUGAGCAAGGAGUACUUAAGCACUCUUUGUUUCUCGUUUUCUGUAAUCGACUCACUACAUCAGCUGUUUCUGCUGCUGCUUUACUGGCCCUCAAGUAUGUGAGUUUUCCAAUCCAAACUCUGGCGAAAUGUGCCAAAAUGAUACCUGUAAUGGUUUGGGGAACUCUCAUAAUGCAGAAAAGAUACAGGGGAUUUGACUAUUUAGGGGCUUUCCUCGUAACACUUGGAUGCUCUGUCUUUAUUCUCUUUCCGGCGGGAGAUGAUAUUAGUCCGUACAACAAAGGAAGAGAAAACACUGCCUGGGGUGUUUCUCUUAUGGUUGGUUAUCUUGGUUUCACCAACGAGCUUCACUCUGAGAUCAUAUGCCUUAUAUUGCAAGGGCAUUUACUCCCAGCAGUGGACUUUGUUUCUCGGCAUAAGGAUUGUUUCUUCGACAUCGCUUUUCUUUCCACUGACAUCUGGAGCUCUAACGUUUGCUGCGAUAAUGACUACAAGACAGCAUCAUGCUCCCCUGCAUUUGGUUCUCGCACCCGCUUAGCUGGGAGCAAUGCAUUGGAUCCGCAUCUGACUAACAAAAGCUAUGCGGUUUCGGUCCCAACAGAAUCUGGUAAACACAAAGUGUCGCAGGAACACGAGAAUCUCAAGGUACCAAUACCGAUAUGGAUGUCGCGAAAGCGUUCUCCAACAUCUUACAGCGUCAGGUUCGAGUCUUUCACGACCAUGAUGAAUCUGGUCAACGAUGGUUACUACGAGUCUCGACCUUUCACCGCCGGUGGAUACAACUGGACGUUCCUAAUCUACCCAAAGGGGAUUGCGAAGAACAAUGUUGUUUCGGUUUAUGCAAGAAUCGAUACGUCAAGCAUCAUCGGCGAUCGACAAGAUGUGUAUGCGGAGCUUAAGUUCUUCGUCUACAACCGUUCCACUGGCAAUUAUGAUUAUUACCAAAGCGAAUGUGAGUUUGGAAUAGACGUCUUCGUUACUUCACCCUUUAACAACUGGGAAAAUUUCUCCUCUGAUCAAAAUUUCAGAGACUCACAUCAGGAAUCUGGUAAACACAAAGGUAUGGUUGACAACCUCAAUAGUGAUACAUUGUCGGAGAAAGACGAGAAUCUCAAGGCACCAGUACCAGUAGGGCUGUGGCGAGAGCGUCCUCCAACAUCUUAUAGCGUCAGGUUCGAGUCUUUCAAGGCCAUGAUGGAUCUUGUCAAGGAUGGAUACUACGAGUCCCAACCUUUCACCGUCGAUGGUUUCAGUUGGACGUUCCUAAUCUACCCAAAGGGGAUUGAGAAGAACGGUUUUGUUUCGGUUUAUGCAAGAAUCAAUAACUCAAGUCUCUUCGACGAUGUGAAAAAGGAACCGGUGAUAUUUCAUCCCAUCAAACCGGAGUGGGGUGUGGAGAAUUUUCUACCAACGCUCUUCUUCGAGGUUUCAGGACCAAAUGGAUUCAUGUCCGUGAAUGGUGAAUGUGAGUUUGGAAUAGACAUCUUCUUUGCUCCACCCUUUAACCAGUGGGAAAUUUUCAGCUAUGAUGAUCAUAUUAGCGAUCCCAUUUUCAAGUGGCACCUCACCAAUUUCUAUACUCUCGAUAUCGAUUCUUACACAUCCGAGACGUUUUCUUCCGGAGGCAGAAACUGGGUAUUGAAAGUGUAUCCAAGUGGAAAUGGUGAAUAUUUGUCACUCUACUUGUUGAGUGAGCCUAAUGAAAAGGAUUACGUUCGAGCUACGCUACGAGUUCUCAACCAAAUCUCAUCCAACAAUAAUGUGGAGAAACAUGUUGAGGGAUGGGCUAAUGCAGCAAAAACUGGAUGGGGCUUCGAGGAGUUUAUACUUAUUUCAGAUCUUAAAGAUAGAACCAAAGGUUUCGUUGUGGGAGACUUGCUCGAGAUUGAAGUCGAGAUCAUGGCCUUCUCCAAAACGAAGCACUCCAUCUAGGGUUUAUCAUUUAUGAUGAGCCCAAAAAUAAAACUACUUUUCUUUUUCCUUGUAUAAUAAUAAUAAUGCCAUCUCGUGUGAGAUUCAAACCAGAGAGAUCUAUCUCUUGACAAAACUUAAGACAUUUUAUCGGUUGAGCCUAAGCCAUGUGAGACAAACCUAUCUCUUUUAUUGUUUAUAUGUCCAAAAUAAUAAAGGUUUCUGCUUGUUUUCUUUUAUCACAAGGCUACUCUUGUUUGUACUUUAUAUGUUCAAAAAUAAUAAAGAGCUUCAAAUACUUUUUCCAAAUUAUUUGACAUCCUCCUAAUUUCUUGUGUCAAAAGAAAAGGAUUUUCUAAAAAAUCGUUGGCGCUAAAUAAGAGGCAAAAAACGGCAAGGUGUUUUAUUUAGAGACCAAAUGAAAUGACGCGCUCGUCACAAUCCAAAGUUUUUUUAUUUAAAAAGCUCCAAAAGAAAAAGAAAAAAAAUCUUCGUCAAGUCUCAGCAAAAGCAUAAACAAAAUGUCAACAACCUCAAAAUGUUGUCAAGUUUCUUCCUUGUUCAAUCUGCCAAAGGAUCUUUCUGCGAAUGUUCUCUAUUCCUGUGCUUUCUUCUUUGCUAAGGCUUCUUCAUCGAGGAUUUGAAUAGGAGAACAGUUAGGCAACUUGAUUGAAUCCAUGUUACAGAAGCUCUCUAGCAUUGGAUUUGCUCUAAGAGCAGUGUAAUCACAUUGCUCCACGAAGUUUUUUUUUAUCAUUGCUUAGCUUGUUUGGAUCGAGUACAACAUAUCCACUAUCAGCCAGGUAACAGCAUAUAGCAACUGGAAAAUGAAAACGCUGAUGAAGCAAUUAGAAGAAGCACACAAAGUCAAUAGAUAAGAGCAUAAAGCACAUAAUUUCAUAGGGAUUCCAGCAUCUACACGAGCUGCACAUGCUGCGUUUAUGGAAAAAGCAACCAAAGCUGUCUUUUAAAUCAACACACCACUUAUUUCACUGAAACAUAUUCAUUAUAAAAUGCUUUCACUACUCUAUGAAUGCUCGAAUCGGAAUUUCUUAUACCAGACUGAAUGUUCUUGACAACAAUAUCAGUAAAUGUUUACAGAGGAUCAUAAAAAGGAUACAGAGCCAUCAUCAUUUACAACCUACACGCCAAGCAAAGAAUUGAAAACAUGAGAUACAACUCAAAUCGAGGGAAAUGAGAUUAUUACGAGUGAGAAAAUGAGUUACUUAUCUGAAUUAUCACUGACAUGGUGGUAUUUGGAUUAGCUGUCGAAACACAAAUAGUUUGUAUUGUCUUUUUCAGUAUCAUUUCACACUCCUUUCCAGCAACAAUGUAACUGACCAAACCUGAUUCCAGAUUAUGACAGGAUCAUGAAUGACAGGGUCUUGACCAAACCUGAUUCCAGCUUGACCAUGACUCAAAACCACCUCAUACUCCCCAGCUUUAACAGACCCAUCUUUACUUGGGACGACCUCUCUUCUCAUAAGCACAGUAGUCUACUUCGUACACAGUUGUAUCUUUAUAGAACGUCGAGAAGGUGGUUCUUACUCCUUCCCCUGAAUUAUCACUGACGUGGUGGUAUUUUGUAUCCCCUAAAAUAAAAACCAACCUGCAGAGCCAUCAGGACGAUGAAGGAUGUUUCAGGGACAAGCAAGAGGUCUCAGUUGAUUUGGCGUUCUGCCAUCUUCUCUGUCUAUCUCCAUCGCUCUGAUACUACUUUACACAAAAAGGGUUUUUUACCGUGAGAGUCGCUCCUAAAACAGACAAGAGAAUGUUCUUGUCCGGAUUCCAAAGCGUAAUAACAUUCUCAACCGCCAGAACAGUGCCAUCCCCAGAGAAAGCAGCGGCACUCAUUGGCUUUUGCCUGGAAAUUAUUCAAAGAGAAGAGAACAUAUUGAAGUUGUAUGAAUGUUGAAGUUUCCUAAUGCAUAGAGAAGCUAUUACUUAUAAGAGCCAACUGCUUGAGGCAGUCAAUGAUACAGAGCCCCAAAAAAAACCAACUUCAAGCUCAUCACUGAGUGGACUCACAACAACAAAAAAAUCAUGUAUUUAAAUCGUUCUGACCAAUAUUCUGUCUAGGCUUUUUGAUUCUUUUAAACAAAAACUCAAUCUUUCAAUUCUACAAUACUCGCUACGUCGCAGAUAAAGACAGUAUUGAAAUUUUAUAACUUUUAAAUGAAA
Molecule: messenger RNA, 4263 nt
Organism: Thlaspi arvense
Lineage: Eukaryota; Viridiplantae; Streptophyta; Magnoliopsida; Brassicales; Brassicaceae
Source: the annotation of a GenBank genome assembly